Branchiostoma belcheri (Belcher's lancelet) is the source of this 670-nucleotide messenger RNA. Its product is annotated as probable RNA-binding protein 18. The record is from RefSeq and is a predicted model, not a curated record. Gene Ontology annotation, molecular function: RNA binding. The transcript is spliced from 6 exons. The coding region runs from base 1 to 606 and encodes 201 amino acids. NCBI's taxonomy places the organism in Eukaryota, Metazoa, Chordata, Leptocardii, Amphioxiformes, Branchiostomatidae.
AUGGCGUUCGAGUUUCAGGCAGCGAAGCUUGCAGAGAAGACAACCGAGCCGCUCCCAUUAGAGAAUGCCUCUCUGCUGUCUGAUGCACCAGACCAGGAUGGCAACAGGCUGUGGAUAGGCAACCUGGACACACGGCUCACUGAGUUCCACCUUCUGAAGCUAGUGAAGAAGUACGGCACAGUGAGGCAGCUGGACUUUCUGUUCCACAAGUCUGGGCCUCAGGAGGGGCAGCCCAGGGGGUACUGCUUCGUUAGCUACCAGACUAGAGAGGAAGCAGAGAAAUGCAUCCAGGCCAUGAAUGGGAAGAUGGCCCUGUCCAAAAAACUGGUGGUCAGAUGGGCACAUUCACCACGGCCUCUGUCCUGGCAGAGUUCAAGUAAGAACACAUUACAAAGUACAAGAGAGGACAGCAAGGAGUCAAACAUAAGUAAACAGGUUAAGAUCCAGGCCAUCGAGGCCAAGCUGAGGAUGAUGGAGGAACAGAAGGAUGACCUCCCCUCCUCCUCCUCCUCUUCCCGAGCUGGACCGUCCCAGCCCCGCCCUCAGGACCGGAAACGCCCGAGGCACCAGCCCUACAGCAGGGGGAACCGCGGGCGCAGGAGAUGACAUCAUCGGGGCUGUGGUGAUGUCAGCAAAACUGUACAAAAUUCAAAUGUGACAUCAUCAAGAG